Messenger RNA from Aspergillus versicolor CBS 583.65, 618 nucleotides. RefSeq lists its product as uncharacterized. Lineage: Eukaryota; Fungi; Ascomycota; Eurotiomycetes; Eurotiales; Aspergillaceae. The transcript has 2 exons. Bases 1 to 618 code for a protein of 205 amino acids. The record is from RefSeq and is a predicted model, not a curated record.
AUGACGAGCAAGAGAGUGUCAAAGGCCAAAGUGAAGCAGCUCUAUCACUCUGCGAAGAGAUACCUGUCUAAGCCCACUGAGGAGCAGGCUGAAACUAUCGCGAGAGCCAUAGUAGAGGAACCAGAGGUGGUUCAGCUAGGUAAAACCACGGUAUCAACGCUGCAGGACUCCUUUGGAAUCUACCAGGCCGACCGCGAGGCGUUCGAGCCCCAGCCUGUGAUUGAGAAUAUCUCCCCGCCAGAAGACCUUCUCUCAAUGUUAGAGCGUCUUCACCGUGCCACAGGCUGUCUUGACCAGGACGACGAAAAUGAGGCAUUGGUGAGGAGCCGCUUGGACAUGAUUUUUAUUGCGUCCAUCGACACCGUCCAAAACACCUGUGGGCGUACUUGUGCCCCGAUUAAGCUCCAGUAUGAAACUACUCUAGAGUGCACUGUAGUAAAGGAGGGCAUAGCAACCAAAAGAUUUACAGGAAAGGUUGAUUACAGUAUAGGGUAUGGCAAGCCUGACCAGCCAGAAGCAAACUUGGCUAUAAUAGAGGCCAAGGGCCCAACUACCUUUUCCCGCGCCAGGACCCAGCUCCUAGGGUACCUUGGUAUGUACUAUCCCCUCACUGCCUAA